AUGCAGAGACAUCCAUACUUAAGAGAAUUCCUGAUGACAACCUUAGCGCAAUUUGAACAACUAAAAUCAGCGGGUUAUAACCUUAUCCCUGUAUACCGCCAACGCUUAGCCGAUACAGAUACGCCAUUGUCUGUAUUUGCACGCUUAAAACAGCAUCAACAAGCUUAUCUUUUUGAAUCUGUCGAAGGUGGUGAAAACUGGGCAAGAUAUUCAAUUAUUGGACUGGGUGAAUCAAUCGUAUUUUCCUGUAAUGCAGGACAGCUCACGAUAAAAUCGGCAGAUGGCUCGAUAGAUACCCAGCCAUGUGCAGAUCCAUUUCAAUAUAUCCGUGAUUUUCAAGCGCAGUUUAAAGUACCCACCCAGCAAGAUUUACCCGCACUGCCUAAUUUUACUGGCGGCUUGGUGGGCUACUUUGGCUAUGACGCAGUACGUUAUAUUGAGCCACGGUUAAAGAAUGUGCCUGAGGCGGAUCCCGUUGGACUGCCUGACUUAUGGAUGAUGUUGUCUAAAACCGUCAUUGUGUUUGAUAACUUAAAAGAUACUUUGUUUUUAAUCGUGCAUGCAGAUGUUAAUGAUACAGAGGCUUAUGCCAAGGCUCAGCAACAGCUGGAUGAGAUUGAGGCAUUAUUGGCUAUGCCAAUCAGCUUGGUUGCUAAAAAACAUACCGCUCCGCAUUUUGAGUCACUGACUGGGCAUGACAAAUUCCUUGAGUCAAUUGAGAAAGUUAAAGAAUAUAUCCGUGCUGGUGAUGUGAUGCAGGUUGUUCCUGGGCAUCGUAUGGUGUCGGAUUUUGAUGGUGAGCCUUUACAGGUUUAUCGCGCAUUACGACAUCUCAAUCCAUCACCGUAUUUAUUUUUGGUGCAAGGGCAGACCCUUUUAGAUCAAAAGCCGUUUCAUAUCGUAGGUUCUUCACCGGAAAUUCUUUCUCGACUCGAAAAUGGGAUCGCGACUGUACGUCCGCUUGCAGGUACACGUCCACGAGGAAAAAACAAAGAAGAAGAUUUGGCGCUUGAAAAAGAUUUGCUUUCUGAUGAAAAAGAGAUUGCGGAACAUUUAAUGCUGAUUGAUUUAGGCCGUAAUGAUGUGGGGCGUGUCUCGAAAAUCGGUAAAGUGCAAGUGACUGAUCAAAUGGUGAUCGAACGUUAUUCACAUGUCAUGCAUAUUGUUUCCAAUGUACAAGGUGAAGUGUUGGAUGAUGUCGAUGCUUUGGAUGUUUUUAAGGCAACUUUUCCAGCAGGCACGCUUUCAGGCGCCCCAAAGAUUCGUGCAAUGGAAAUUAUUGACGAAGUUGAACCGGUAAAACGUGGAAUUUUUGGUGGUGCAGUGGGUUAUUUGGGCUGGCAUGGCGAAAUGGACAUGUCGAUUGCGAUCAGAACCUGUGUUAUUCGUGAAAAUAAGGUCUAUGUACAGGCUGGCGCAGGCUUGGUUGUCGACUCAAAUCCUGAAUCAGAGUGGAAUGAAACCCAAAUAAAAGCUCGCGCAGUGAUCAAAGCGGUUGAAUUAUCGUCAAACGGAUUGAUUUUAUGA
Oppiella nova is the source of this 1527-nucleotide messenger RNA. NCBI's taxonomy places the organism in Eukaryota, Metazoa, Arthropoda, Arachnida, Sarcoptiformes, Oppiidae. The record is from the annotation of a GenBank genome assembly.